Trichomonas vaginalis G3 is the source of this 1395-nucleotide messenger RNA. RefSeq lists its product as uncharacterized. Lineage: Eukaryota; Parabasalia; Trichomonadida; Trichomonadidae. The record is from RefSeq and is a predicted model, not a curated record. The coding region runs from base 1 to 1395 and encodes 464 amino acids. The transcript has a single exon.
AUGACUUUAAAUAGUUUACAAGAUCCGAUCUGGAACUGCAUAAUUGAUCGAAAUAAUUUAGUUUCUGAUACUCAGCCGCUCUUUAACUGUCGUUUAAAUGGAAAUGAAUUAUCAAUUUUGAUUGUUCAUCAACCAGUGUAUAUAGGAGGUUCCUUUCUAUGGGAUCUUGUUGGUGCAAUCUGUUUGAAUGAUUUUUCCAUUGAUUUUCGUACUUCUGCCAACAAAACUUCACAAAUUACGAAUAUUCUUAUUCUUUUCACUUUUAUUAUAUCAGGAGUGUAUAUCAUUCUCAGAUAUACAGUUCUAUGCCAUUUCCAGAGGAAUUUUUCCGAUAUUGACUCAAAUGAAAAAAAUAAUUUGAUGGAAUUUGAAAAUAUUUUAAAGAUUUCCACGAAAAAAAGUGUUGUUGAGGAAGUACAUGCCAUGUCAUAUGAUCUCCUUCGUUCUUAUCAAACACUUUUCUAUCAAUCUCCCAAUAUCUUAUUAUCCAUCCACGAUAUGACACUUAGAGAGCAACUGACCACAAAAUUUUCAAUUCCUCAGGUUUACGAAACCUCCUCCCUCAGUUUUAGACGUUUUGACACUAAAGAUAAAACGUUAUUUCGCGGAGGACAAGUUGCUUUCAACAGAAUUGGAAGAAACUUUGUGGAGACCGACCACAUGUCAUCUGUUGUCAAUUUGUUCGUUGAAAUCAACUCAGAACUGUUGUUUUCGAACAAAUUAUUGAAAGAACUUUUAAGUACCAUAUUUUUCAAGUUUACGUUGUCAGAUCUCAAGCUAGUAGCCGAUAGUUUCAAUCUUAUUGCUUAUUUGAUGACGAAUGGCCUUCCAGCUGUUUAUACUGAUUGUGAUCUUUCGAUUUCGAUAUUAAUCGCAACGUUGUUGUACCACAUACUCAUGAGUAAAAGGUUUGAGCGAAAGACAGUCAAACAGAUCUAUUUAUUAGAGAAUGAUGAUGAAAUUUACGUUGAAGCUGAAAAUUUAAUGGAAAAUUUUAAAAAUAUUAGACUGGAAAGGGUAGAAAAUGACUUUAAGAGAUGGAAUAGAAUAUGUGAGACCAUUACUUCCUUCUUGCCGGCUUUGUUUUUAAGAGAUCAGAUAUCUUUACCAAAAAUGUUCAAAAACGUGACGAAAUUUAGAUCAGGAGUCUUGUAUAGGAAUGAAGAACUGAUGUAUUGCUCUAUUUUGAUAAUUGUUGCUCAAUAUUCUUAUUUUUUCCAUACGCCUGAAAAUUUUGACAAAAUUAGACUUGUUUUACAUAGAAAUACAACUCUCCCUGUUGAAGAAUUGGAGAGAUUCGAAUCUGUUUUGAAAAACGAAAUACUUGCGGAUUGCAUCACAUCUUUAGAGGCUGUUAUUGAUCCAGAUGAGUUUUUGGGACUUAUCCCUCAAUAG